AUGUCAGUCAAUACUGGAAAACAGCUGCAUUGGACGCAGCGUAUCGCGUUGGUCAGACACAACCUUCACGCCGCAAGUCGAAGUGGCGACUUCGGCUUCUUCAAAGCACUCCAAGCUGCGGGCAUGUUGGAGGGCACGAACCAUUUCGCAAGCCUUGCUGCUACUCUCGGAGAUGAAGCAGACACUGUCAUGGCAGCGAUGGACAACCUGAAUGGCGGCAUGGCAUUCAUCCACCAGGAUGCAUUCCGGAAUGUAUACAACAACAUCAAGGAUAGCAUGAGAGACGAAAGCACCAAGGCAGCAGACAAGUCCAAGCUCUAUGUCGACAUCACUAUGCAGAAGAACAUGGCUGCUAUGGCGAUCGAGAAGCUGUGCAAUUCUGCAAUCGCACUCAUUAACCAGCAGCCCGCAGCUCAAGCCCAAGAUCAAGCCGCCAAUGUUUUCGUUACUGGAGCCACUCUCAUUGCGGAUUGUAUUGAAGUGGUCAUCAAGCAGUUGGACACCAUUGACCAAAAGAUGGACGACUUCAUUCGCCUUGAAGAAAGCUGGAACAUUGUCAAAGCCUCCGUCGUUUCCGCGAACGCUGGAUUGAAGGGUGUCUACUACAUGCUUGAUGCACCAGAGCCGCAAGAAACCACACGAUCGCCAAGUAUAGCAAGCGCUGGAAGCUCCGUCUUCCGUCGACUUUCGACUGCUUUCCAAGGAUCACAUUCUCCAGCCCCGGGCACUCGAGCAUCGAGCAUCGCCAGUGCAGGUGCCGCACCAUCGUCUACCUAUCGCACACCGGCAUAUGUGCGGAACAGUAUCAGCGCCGGUUGUCCUACCAGUAUGCCAUCGAACACAAAUUCUGCAGCCUUCAACCUCAACUCCUUCAACAGCAACGGCUCCUCCUUCAACAGCAAUGCUUUUGAUAGGAAUAUCUUCAAAGCACACAAAUUAAGCACCAUUCCGCCGACACCACACUCAGAAGAACUUGAUCCCUUCGACACCGACGACAUGGAAGACGUCCCGCCUAUGCCCGAAAUACCCGUCGCACUCCAGCCCAAUUCAGGAAGCGUUGCCGUUUCGUGA
This is a messenger RNA of Cercospora beticola, 1071 nucleotides long. RefSeq lists its product as uncharacterized. NCBI's taxonomy places the organism in Eukaryota, Fungi, Ascomycota, Dothideomycetes, Mycosphaerellales, Mycosphaerellaceae. The record is from RefSeq and is a predicted model, not a curated record.